Molecule: messenger RNA, 705 nt
Organism: Carassius gibelio (silver crucian carp)
Lineage: Eukaryota; Metazoa; Chordata; Actinopteri; Cypriniformes; Cyprinidae
Product: putative zinc finger protein 702
Exons: 3
Coding region: 91-669 (192 amino acids)
Biological process (GO): regulation of transcription by RNA polymerase II
Cellular component (GO): nucleus
Molecular function (GO): DNA-binding transcription factor activity, RNA polymerase II-specific; RNA polymerase II cis-regulatory region sequence-specific DNA binding
Source: RefSeq, a predicted model, not a curated record
GCCAAUAAACAAUAGAAGAAGAAGAGUGACGUACAAGCGUGCGGCUGUGAUCGGAGGAAGAAAGGCUUUCCAGGUGACCCUGUUGUACAGAUGGCGUUGAUUAAAGAGGAGAGCGAAGACAUGACAAUUGAAGAUUUCAGAGUCAAACAGGAAGAUACUGAGAUGCAAACAAAGUCUGACUUUAUUAAAGAGGAGACUGUAGAGGUGACGAUUGAAGAAGCUUUCAGAGUCAAACAAGAAGAUACUGAGGAACAAACAGACCUGAUGGUGCUGAAAGUGGAGAGUCAAGAACUGAAUGAAGAUCAGUAUGAAAACCAUGAUUUCAUGAUUGGAGGAAAAUUCAUACAGCCUAAAAAGACUUCCUCACGGAAAAGAUCUAACCGUUUCACUUGCCAUCGGUGUGGAAAGUGUUUUAAUCAGAAACAUAAACUUAUGAGACACAUGAGAGUUCACACUGUAGAGAAGCCGGUCACCUGCCAACAGUGUGGGAAGAGAUUCAGUCAGAAAGUAAUCCUUCAUUCUCACAUGAGGAUUCACACCAGAGAUAAGCCCUUUCAGUGUCUUCAGUGUGACAGGAGAUUCAAGUGUUCUAAAGACAUGACACGUCAUUUGCAAACAGGUUGUGGAAUAGGGCUCCCACUGGUCCUUGAAAUCAUUGAAAGUCUGUGAAUCAGAAAAAAAUAAAUACAUUCAUGGCCCUGGAAA